UUUCUGCCUUUUCCGUGUAUCAUAAGAACAAUCUGAAUCCCCUUCGUCCUUCUCAUUUGAAAAGUUAGCCAGAAAAGUACAAAAACCACAGUAAACCGCAGAACGAAAGCAUCCACCAGCAGACGGUUAUUUCAAACAGCCCGGUCGGUAACCGCCACAAAACGUAAACAUGUCGCGGAAAGGUGAGGUGCAGAUUAACAACGCUCCGGUCGAUUUGAUUUCGGCGGCCAAGUUUGCCCCGAAAACGAACCAAUUCCUGCUCGUGUCCUCGUGGGACACCAGCGUCCGGUUGUACGAUGUGACCAGCAACACCCUGCGCCACAAAUUCUUCCACACAUCGCCCGUUCUGGACUGCGCGUUUCUGGAUUCGGUGAAAACGGUGAGCGGUGGGUUGGAUAAUGAGGUGAAACUGUACGAUCUUAAUACGCACAACGAGUUUGCCCUCGGGAGCCACGAUGCGGCCGUCAAGUGUGUCGAGUUCUCGUCGAUGGUCAACGGUAUCCUGACGGGCAGCUGGGACCGUACGGUGAAGCUGUGGGAUGCACGGGAGCGUGAAUGCGUCGGUUCGUACGAACAGAGCGGUGGCAAGGUGUACGCGAUGAGUUGCAUGGAAGAGAAGCUCGUGGUGGCCACCUCGGAGCGGAAGGUGCUGAUCUGGGAUCUGCGCCAUAUGGCCAACUAUAUCGAACGGCGUGAAUCAUCGCUCAAAUACCAAACCCGCUCGGUGCGUUGCUUCCCGAACAAGGAGGGUUACGUGAUGGGCUCAAUCGAGGGCCGGGUAGCGGUCGAGUUCUUUGAUCUGGCCGCCGAAGUGCAGCAGAAGAAGUACGCCUUCAAGUGCCACCGGGCAAAGGAUAACGGUGUCGAGCAUAUCUAUCCGGUCAAUGCGAUCAGCUUCCACAACCGCUACAAUACCUUCGCUACCGGUGGUUCCGAUGGGUUGGUGAACAUUUGGGAUGGGUUCAACAAGAAGCGCCUGUGCCAGUUCCAUCUGUACGAUACGUCCAUCUCGAGUCUGUGCUUCAGCGACGAUGGCAGUACGCUCGCCAUCGCCUGUUCCUACAUGGAUGAAGCGGAACAACCACCGGAACCGUACCCGGUACCGACACUGUACGUGCGCUAUGUGAGCGAACAGGAAGCACGUCCCAAAUAGUUGUGUGGGGUGUGUGCCCCGUGUGGAUGUGUAGAGAUAGUUUCGAAUAAAAUUAAUGAACCACCAUCCUUCUUCCCUUUAACCACAACCUCACAUAAUCAACUUCCCCUCCUCGGACAUUGUACAGUAUCAGCGUCACUCUGAUUGCCGUAGUCGUAAGCGAACGUAACAAGAAUUCAAAUACAGAUUACCACUCGAGGAACCAA
This is a messenger RNA of Anopheles aquasalis, 1359 nucleotides long. Its product is annotated as mitotic checkpoint protein BUB3-like. Gene Ontology annotation, molecular function: protein binding. The record is from RefSeq and is a predicted model, not a curated record. NCBI's taxonomy places the organism in Eukaryota, Metazoa, Arthropoda, Insecta, Diptera, Culicidae.